This is a messenger RNA of Sceloporus undulatus (fence lizard), 933 nucleotides long. Its product is annotated as olfactory receptor 8S1-like. The record is from RefSeq and is a predicted model, not a curated record. Gene Ontology annotation, biological process: G protein-coupled receptor signaling pathway. Gene Ontology annotation, molecular function: G protein-coupled receptor activity; olfactory receptor activity. Lineage: Eukaryota; Metazoa; Chordata; Lepidosauria; Squamata; Phrynosomatidae. Gene Ontology annotation, cellular component: membrane. The transcript has a single exon.
AUGGAAAAUCAAACAGUAAUAACUGAGUUUCUACUCUUGGGACUCUCUAGUGAUCCACAUCUACAGGUUCUUCUCUUUUUCAUAUUUCUAAUAAUAUAUUUAGUGACUUUACUAGGAAACACAGCAGUCAUGCUAGUGGUCAGGACUGAGCCUAGCUUACACACUCCCAUGUUCUUCUUUCUUGGUCAUUUGGCCUUUGCUGACAUCUGCUAUUCAUCUGUCACAGUUCCCAAAAUGCUGAAAAACUUCACCACAAAGCAGAAAACCAUUUCCCGGGAAGGAUGCAUUGCUCAAGUCUUUUUCUUUUUCCAUGCUGCUUGUGCUGAAGUAUUCAUCCUCUCGGCAAUGGCUUUUGAUCGAUAUGUUGCUAUAUGUGACCCACUGCAUUAUGCCACGGUUAUGAGAAAAGAAAUUUGCAGGAAACUGGUGUGUGGAGCCUGGUCAAUGGGGUCAUUAUAUGCUGUGGUAAAUGUAGUGCCUUUGGCGAAUCUGUAGUUUUGCAGAAACAAUACAAUUAGCCACUAUACCUGUGAACUUCCCGCAGUGUUGCUCUUAUCUUGCACACAGACCUUCAACAAUUAUAUAGUUCUCCUUAUGUCUGCAUUGGUAUUUGGUUUAAGUUCAUUCCUCCUCACCUUCAUCUCUUACAUUUACAUCAUUUCUACUAUCCUCAAGAUUCAUUCAGCAGAAGGGAGACAUAAAGCAUUCUCUACUUGCAGCUCCCACCUCAUUGUGGUUGGUUUAUUUUACAUUACAGCUUUUUUCCGAUAUAUAAAGCCAAGUUCAGAAUCAUUUACAUAUCUAGACAAAGUGGUAUCUAUCCAGUAUAGCAUUCUGACUCCCAUGCUGAACCCUAUCAUAUAUAGCUUGAAGAACAAAGACAUUAAAUCUGCUAUGAUAAAAAUGUUUCAAAAGUGUAGUUUUCUUAAAUAA